Epithele typhae is the source of this 1008-nucleotide messenger RNA. RefSeq lists its product as uncharacterized. NCBI's taxonomy places the organism in Eukaryota, Fungi, Basidiomycota, Agaricomycetes, Polyporales, Epitheliaceae. The transcript is spliced from 7 exons. The record is from RefSeq and is a predicted model, not a curated record. The coding region runs from base 1 to 1008 and encodes 335 amino acids.
AUGGACGUCCUCGACCACCUCUGGGCCCACCGCGAGUCCACCUCUGGCUGGCCUAUUGAGAGCCACGAGGACGUUCUCGCCCCCUGGCUCUACUGGUUAUCCUUCACCCCCGAAAAACUCGCUACCUGCUCGCCCGCCCUCCGCACUAUGCUUGCGAAUCACGUCGGGUCGUACACCGUGUACGGCUUCCGUUACCCCCCUUCCUCACCCCCACAACAACUUCUGGGCAGCGGGCAGGCGUGGAGCGACCGGAUGAUGAGCCUGAGGGCGUGGCAGCCCCUCCCGCUCCGGGAGCCGAGUGAUGCGAUGGACGAGCUGAACGCGUACCGCGCCCACUCCUUCCUGGACGCAUACGCCAUCAAGCACACAGGGCGCGCGCGUGGCGGGAGGCGCAAGGUGGACAUGUGGAGGGAGGAGGAGAAUGCCGAGGUGCAGGCGUGGAAGGCGGAGAUCUUGGCGAGGAGGGCGGUGGAGGGCGAUGAAGACGAAAACACGGACCUCGACGUUGAACUAGACGGCGACGACGACAACCGCCACUCCGACCACUACCAUGACCACGAGAUGGACGACACGCAAGGCGGAGCAGCACAUAUCGACUGUGUGCACCGACAGGUCCAGGACGGGCUCGACACGGACGUUGAAGAGCUCAUCGACGCGGUCUCGAGCAAGGACGACGAAGAACACAAGCCGGAGGAUGCGCCCUCGCGCGCGGCGAGCCCGACAGACUCGGACAUGGACAUCGGGCGGACGUGCUCUGAGGUCGAAGACGUCUUCAUCACCGGCGAGGUUGCUUCUUUGACCCUUCCGCAAUACGCACAAGCCUGUCACAUAUGCCAGAACGAGCUGAACCGGCGUGUCCUGGCUGCUACGCUCUCGGCCUGUGCCGCGCUUCCAGCGCGCGCGCGUCUGCCACCGCCAUGGCCCGUGACGUCCACAAGCGGGAGCGUGAGCACCUCCAGGCGCGCGCGCACCGCAUGCCGUCGUGAGGUCGGCCGCGGCGAGGAGUGA